UCAUCUCCCUCCCUCUCUUCCCCUCCCUCCAAGCCAAUCUCUGUCUCUGUCUUCAAACAGACCUUCUCUUCAAAACCCCUUUUCCCAUCUCUCUCCCUCUCGUCUUUUGUCUCUGCUACCACGCCUACACCAUGGCAGUAGCUGAGCUAUCAACACCUUCAUACACCAAGACCCACCUUUUUCAAUUAUCCCAGCUCUCACCCUUAUCGACCCAUCUCCACUUUCACCGUCGUGUCGCCUUUCGGCCGCUCCCUCACACUCGAAAUGCCAGAAUCUGUUGCUCUGUUGCACCCAAUCAAGUUCAAGCUCCAGCAGCUCCAGCGCAAACCGAAGACCCGAAGAACAAGCCUGAGUGCUUCGGCGUGUUCUGCCUCACCUAUGAUCUCCAAGCUGAAGAAGAGACAAAAUCAUGGAAGAAAUUAAUUAAUAUUGCAGUCUCAGGUGCAGCUGGGAUGAUAUCUAAUCAUCUACUAUUUAAACUUGCGUCAGGCGAGGUUUUUGGGCCAGACCAACCUAUUGCGUUGAAACUAUUGGGAUCUGAAAGGUCCUUCCAAGCUCUUGAAGGAGUUGCUAUGGAAUUGGAGGAUUCUCUUUUUCCGUUGUUGCGGGAGGUGAGCAUUGGCAUUGAUCCAUAUGAGGUUUUCCAAGAUGCAGAAUGGGCUCUUUUAAUAGGAGCAAAGCCUCGAGGUCCUGGAAUGGAAAGAGCAGACUUGUUGGAUCUGAAUGGGCAGAUUUUUGUCGAGCAGGGAAAAGCUCUUAAUGCUGUUGCAUCACAUAACGUCAAAGUGAUUGUAGUUGGAAACCCUUGUAACACAAAUGCACUCAUCUGUUUGAAAAAUGCUCCAAACAUACCUGCAAAGAAUUUUCAUGCUUUAACACGGCUGGAUGAAAAUAGAGCAAAAUGUCAGCUAGCCCUCAAAGCAGGUGUCUUCUAUGAUAAAGUGUCAAACGUGACCAUCUGGGGAAACCACUCAACCACCCAGGUGCCAGACUUCUUAAAUGCUAGAAUUAAUGGCUUGCCGGUCAAAGAGGUCAUCAAGGAUCACAAAUGGUUAGAGGAAGAAUUUACCGAACUUAUCCAGAAGAGAGGAGGUGUGCUCAUCAAGAAAUGGGGAAGAUCGUCAGCUGCAUCAACUGCCAUGUCAAUUGCAGAUGCCAUAAAGUCUUUGGUUACUCCUACCCCAGAGGGCGAUUGGUUUUCAUCUGCAGUUUACACAAAUGGAAAUCCCUAUGGUAUAGCAGAGGAUUUAGUAUUCAGUAUGCCAUGCAGAUCUAAAGGAGACGGCGACUAUGAACUUGUAAAGGACAUACAAUUUGAUGACUAUCUUCGCAAGCGAAUAAAAAGGAGCGAAGCUGAGUUACUAGCUGAGAAAAGAUGCGUCGCUCACCUUACUGGGCAGGGUAUCGCUGUGUGUGAUUUACCCGAGGAUACUAUGCUUCCUGGAGAGAUGUAAACCUCAGCAGACAAGUUCCACGUCUCGAGAACUUUUACGAAGGAUACGAUACCACAUAGAGCACAUGAGGCAAAUAAUGGAGCAUCAUUUAUGUAGUAAGAGCAUGAAAAUAAACCAGAGGGAGUAAUGUAAAAGUCAUUAAAUUUUGAGGUUUCUGCUGUGCAGCCUAGAUCCUGAACAUUUACGUCUAAAUUUAUAUUUGUGUUUGAGUUGCAAAUAACCGUAAUCCUGAACAUUUACCUCAAUUGCUCUCUGAUUCUUAUCUCCUUGAUUAAAAAAAAUGUGCAUUAUCUGUCA
This is a messenger RNA of Pyrus x bretschneideri (Chinese white pear), 1751 nucleotides long. RefSeq names its product malate dehydrogenase [NADP], chloroplastic. Bases 132 to 1454 code for a protein of 440 amino acids. Gene Ontology annotation, molecular function: L-malate dehydrogenase (NAD+) activity; L-malate dehydrogenase (NADP+) activity. The record is from RefSeq and is a predicted model, not a curated record. Gene Ontology annotation, biological process: tricarboxylic acid cycle; malate metabolic process; oxaloacetate metabolic process. The transcript has 14 exons. NCBI's taxonomy places the organism in Eukaryota, Viridiplantae, Streptophyta, Magnoliopsida, Rosales, Rosaceae.